Messenger RNA from Emiliania huxleyi CCMP1516, 1179 nucleotides. RefSeq lists its product as hypothetical. The record is from RefSeq and is a predicted model, not a curated record. Lineage: Eukaryota; Haptophyta; Isochrysidales; Noelaerhabdaceae. The transcript is spliced from 13 exons. The coding region runs from base 1 to 1179 and encodes 392 amino acids.
AUGCACUGCCUGAACGCGCUGCGACGCCUGGUCUCGCUGUGCUGCCUCGCCGCAUGCGUUGCGGCGAGCGACGAGGCGUGCGAGGCGCCCAUGACGCUCUCGUCAUUUGCGCACGCGCUUAACGAAAAGUUCAUCGCCAAGGUGGGCGAGGGCCGCGCGAGAGAGUUCCGCCCCGAGCUGCUUCCGGCACGGGUUGCGGAUAGUAGCCUCGAGCUGCACCUCGUGGAGCCCUCGAGCGAGCGCUUCUUCACCUACGCGUCGGACAACGGGUGGAACAACCAGCUCCUCAACCUGCUCUGCGGGCUCGACAUGGCGCGCUCACUCAACCGGACGCUCAUCGUGCCGCCGUUUUCGUGGCCUCGGCGGCGCGGGCCCGCCAAGCCCUGCCAUGCGCCGCCGCCGACCCGCCGCCAAGGUGAGCGUCUGCCGGCUGGUCGACGCGGCGAGGCUGGCGGCGGUGCGCGGCGGCGCGGCUCGUGCGGCGAGGACGAGCACGGAGGGGUGCUCGGAUCGCUCGGCGCGCUCGGCGUGGCGGCCGAGCACAUCUCGGGCGAGGGGCAGCCGCACCGCAAGCGAAAGGUGCAUCGUUGGUCGCGCGAGGGAUGGGUGGGGCGGUGGGGAGCCUCCUCCGCCCCGCUGCUCGCCGUGAGCUGCUGCCUCUUUUGGACGUGGCGCCUGCCCGACGAGGUUGCCUUCGAGCUGUACUCCCACUUCGAGUACCACCCAGCGCUUGCCGCCCCGCUCGGCGACGAGUACGCGGCGAUGCAUGUCCGGCGCGGCGACAAGGUGAGCGUCGAUGUCGCCUACCGCGACAGUUUCCCGAGGAUGGGCCCUGACUACUUUUUGCGGCCCGCAGCCCACCAGAUGCGGAACACGUGCCCUUGCACUCUGCGCGCAUUCGGCGGCGCGACGGUCUUCGUGGCGACCGACGAGCUGGACCGCGCGUGGUUCGCGCCGUUGCGCGAGCAGGGCGGCUCUGCCCUCCGCCGACCACGCGGCUUCGGGCUCCGCUUCGCCGACGACCUCGACCGGGCGCCGCUCCUCGAGGCGCUCUCUUCCUUCCCGCAGGCCGCCGUGUGGGCAGACGUGCUCGCCAUCCUCGAGCAGGAUUGGGUGCGCGGCGGCCUCGUGGGUGAUGGGGAGCCGCUGCCGUGCGUGGCGCGGGAGCCGUGGUGCUGA